UUAUUUUAUUUUUGCCCCUUUAAUCAUAAAAUAGUCUCUCUUUUUUUCCACACACACAUUACACUUCUUUCUUUCUCGGUCUUUUUUCUUUCACUCUGGAAAAAACAAAAAACAAAAACAAAAAACACAGACCCAAAAAAAAAAAAAGAAAGAAAAAAAAAAACAUCAUCUGCAAAAGAGAAAAAGCAUGGAAUAGACGACAACAGGAAUGUCAAGUUUCUUCUGAGCCUCACAGAGACCCAGAGAGGGUGAGAGAGAGAGAGAGAAAGAGAGGAAAGAGAGAGAGAGAUCUUCGUCUCUCCCUCACAGUUUUUAGAGAGAGAAAUAAGAGAGAGAGAUAGAGAGGAGAGUGAUGGGUGGGGUUACUUCAUCCAUGGCUGCGAAAUUCGCUUUCUUUCCACCAAACCCACCUUCAUACAAAGUGAUUACUGACGAAGCCACUGGACUUUUGCUUCUUGACCCUUUUCCUCACCGUGAAAACGUCGACGUCUUGAAGCUUCCCACUCGCCGUGGUAAUGAGAUCGUGGCCGUUUAUGUUCGUUACCCUCUGGCCACCUCUACUCUUCUUUAUUCUCAUGGUAACGCAGCCGACAUUGGUCAAAUGUAUGAGCUUUUCGUCGAGUUGAGCCUCCAUUUGCGUGUCAAUCUGUUGGGGUAUGAUUACUCUGGCUAUGGGCAGUCAACAGGGAAGCCAAGUGAGCAGAAUACUUAUGCUGAUAUUGAAGCUGCAUAUAAGUGCCUUGAAGAAACCUAUGGUGCUAAGCAGGAAGAUAUAAUCCUUUAUGGUCAAUCUGUUGGAAGUGGACCUACUGUGGAUCUUUCUGCCCGGUUGCCUCGUCUAAGAGCUGUUGUUCUGCAUAGUCCCAUACUAUCAGGUCUAAGAGUCAUGUAUCCUGUGAAGCGCACAUACUGGUUUGACAUAUAUAAGAACAUUGAUAAAAUCCCUCUGGUAAAAUGUCCUGUGCUGGUAAUACAUGGAACAUCUGAUGAAGUUGUUGACUGCUCUCAUGGAAAGCAACUUUGGGAACUGUGUCAAGAGAAAUAUGAACCUUUAUGGCUCAAAGGUGGAAAUCACUGUGAUUUAGAACUCUAUCCAGAAUAUAUUAGGCAUCUCAAGAAGUUCAUACUUACUGUUGAAAAAUCACCUUCAAGAAGGUUUAAUUCAAGGAAGAGCACAGAUCGCGUUGAAUAUUCACGACGAAGUACUGAUUGUUUCGAGGCUCCAAGGAAGAGUACUGACCGGAGAGACAAACCAAGGAAAAGCAUUGAUAGGCCUGACAAGCUGAAAACAAACGAAUACAAGUUUAACAACAUGGACAAGUUAGAUAAGUUUAGAAUUUCUUUUGACCAGAUGGAGAAGUCACGGCGAAGUGUGGAGUAUCAUGAGAAAUCAAGAAAAAGCAUCGACCUACAGCUAGAGAAAGCAAGGAAGAGUGUUGAUUGGCUGGAUAGAAUUCGAGCUGGGUAAUUUUUUGAGUAGAAAAGUUGGUGCUCAUUGGAGGGGGACAAAGGUAUACAACAGGGAAAAUCAGGAAAUUGUUGGGGGGGUCUAACUUAUUUUUCAGGUUGAACAAAAAGAAAAACUUGCGGGUUUCAGAAUGGGUAUUAUGGUGUUCUUAAGUUUUAUAAUAACUAUGUCAUUGGCUUUGUAGAGUUUGAUAUUGGUGGUGGGGUUUGUUUUGUUGUCCUUUUAUUUGUUAGUGGAAAGAACUCUAACCUCUUUGUUUUCCAUCAUUGGAAGGAAAUGAAGCUCAUUGUUAAUAAAAAAGAUAUUGUUUUCCAAA
This is a messenger RNA of Ziziphus jujuba (common jujube), 1784 nucleotides long. RefSeq lists its product as uncharacterized. The coding region runs from base 353 to 1468 and encodes 371 amino acids. The transcript has 5 exons. NCBI's taxonomy places the organism in Eukaryota, Viridiplantae, Streptophyta, Magnoliopsida, Rosales, Rhamnaceae. The record is from RefSeq and is a predicted model, not a curated record.